AUGAAAUGUUUUAACUAUAAUUUUUUAUGUGUUCCGUCUUUUACGUUAGAAUUUGGAGUGGCAGUUCUAACAGCAGUGUUUACGAUUUUAACAUUAGUCAUAGUCGUGGUGAAUGCAUCCGAAUUAUCAAAGAAUCUAAUUGUUUUGGGAUCUAUAUUCUUGUUACUAAUUACUUGGGCAAUAGCGUUUACAGGAGCUUUAUUAAGAUCAAGACAAUUGAUAGCUUUGACAAUUGUUAUUUGGACAAUCUUCAGUAUUGAGUGGCUAGUUUUAUCGUUAUACUUUAGAAUAUACAUGCAAAAUGUCAGCUACUGUGUGGCGCAGAAAACGAGAUGUUCAACAACCAUGUGGCUUAUGAGCGGAGGAAUAGCUUGUUCAAAUAGCUCAGAUGAUUCAGACGAUAGCAAAAACAACGAAACGGAAAGUGAUGCUGAUGCUGAUACUGAGACAGAGUCCAGUAGAAGACUAUGGUCGAUAAAUGACUCUCCCGAAAUAACUGUUAAGACUUUUCACCCGAUGAGAACGAAUGUAAUACCGAGCACCGUCGCUGCUACUCCUGCUGCUGAUACCGUUGUUUCAAAUAAAACGCGCAUGACGGUCGGCACCAACAACGGGUGUGGGUGUGAACAUCAUCCGCGGACUACGACCGAAAGCCCGCCGAGUGAUUUGAUAACACGCGUCAUUGAAUACCGGAAAAAUAUGACGAUGUACCGUCAGACUUCGGAGGCAGUGAUGCAGCGAAAGAAGAAAGACGGGAAAAAAAUUAAAGUAUCAGAUGAGGAAUAUUAUGGAGAUAAUAACAUAGGUAGAGAACACCAUAAAAAAAAAGGCCAUCGUCGUAAAACCGAUAGCGAUGAUGGUGACGGUGUAGCUGUAGAUGAUAGCGAAGGUGAUGGCGACGAUACAAGCAAGAACGAUGACACUGAAGAAAAAAGUGACGAACCUGGCAACACCGCUAAAUGUUCAUUAAUGGACUACGGGGUUAUGGCAGGUUUUUUAAUUUUGUACUCGUAUGCGUUCUUUGUACUAUUGUGCUACCACAAAGAACUGAAAUUAAUGCAGAAUUGUAAAUGUACAUAUCUUACAUAA
Molecule: messenger RNA, 1089 nt
Organism: Rhopalosiphum padi (bird cherry-oat aphid)
Lineage: Eukaryota; Metazoa; Arthropoda; Insecta; Hemiptera; Aphididae
Exons: 7
Coding region: 1-1089 (362 amino acids)
Source: RefSeq, a predicted model, not a curated record